AUGCAGUGCUUCCCCACCAUCCUCAAGGCCCUCAACCACCAUGCUAUGGAAAUCCCUGACAAGGUCGUCUUCACCUGGGUCGAUAUCAAGUGUGAGGAGCAGAACAAGAUGACGUUCAAAGAGUUGGAAGACCAGUCGAAUGCUGUGGCUGUUCGCCUCCUCAAGCUUGGAUGCAAGAAGGGAGACCGUGUCAUGGUGGCAUAUCCUUUUGGCAUGGAGUUCUUGGCCGGUAUGUUUGGUUCCAUGAAGAUUGGUGUCAUCCCCUGCUCCAUCUACCCGCCCAAUCCCAAUCAGCUCAAGACUGACAUGCCAAAAUUCCGCAGAUUUGCUGAAGACGCCGGAGCCAAAUUUGCCAUUUCCACCAGCAUUUUUGCUGCGGGGAUGACUGCAGCUAGCAUUCUCUACAAGACUGGGGUCAAGUGGAUUGCGACUGACAAAUUGCCAAUCAAGAAGGUCAACCCAAGCAAGCCAAAAGACUAUGAGAAAUUCGUUGGGGAACCAGAAGAUAUCUGCUUCAUCCAAUACACAUCUGGCAGUACUGGACAUCCCAAAGGAGUCAUGAUCACUCACAACAAUUUGGUGGAAACAUGCAAAGCAGGUGUUGCUUUGACGGAUUGUUUGGGACCCAAUGAUGUGGAAGUCUUAUGGGUCCCUCAAUACCAUGACAUGGGACUUGUGACUGGCUUCAUGGGUGCUACAUAUUCUGGCACCCCCCUUGUCAUGGCUUCACCAUUGGAUUUUAUUAUCAACCCAUUGCUGUGGACUGAUAUGGUUGAGACCUACCGGGCAACCAUCACCUGUGCACCAAACUUUGCCUACGCAUUGCUUCUCAAGAGGUUGCAGCAGGCCAAGCGGACUGCCAACUGGAGUUGUGUGAAGCGUGCCAUGUUUGGCGGUGAACCAGCCCAGAGCCAUGUGAUUGAAGCAGUGUCAGAAACGCUCUCUAUCAAGCCUGAGCAUAUCUACAACAACUAUGGUCUGGCUGAAGCUGUUGUGCUUCUCACUGGUGGACCUGCCUGUCCAGAUGCUGAGGGUGUCGUAUGCUGCGGUGCAGUAGACUCCCCAACCCUCAAACUUCGAAUUGUUGAGGAUGGAAAAGAGGUCGAAGAAGGACAGGUUGGAUGUAUUUGGGCUCAGUCACCUAGAGUGGCAGCUGGGUACUACGGCCAGCCAGAGCUGACACUCUCCACAUUUGCCAAUGCAUUGCCAGGCUAUGAUGGUAUCUGGCUCGACACUGGUGAUCUAGGCAAGGUGGAUGAUGGUCAGCUCUAUGUUACGGGCAGAGUCAAAGAUGUGAUCAUUGUCAAUGGCAAGAACUACUACCCAACUGAUAUGGAGCUCUCAGUUGAUGAAACUUUUGGUGAUAUCAUCCGCCCAGGAAGGACAAGUGCAUUCCAACAUGGAGAAUCCAGCAUUGGCAUCACUGUGGAGGGCCGCAAAGGAUUCGAUAAUUUAGCAAAUGGAGACUUGGCAGUUCAGAUAGCCAACCAUGUAUCUCAGGUCCAUGGGAUUUUUGUCCUUGAGGUGGUUGUUCUGAAGUUGGGCGCAACACCUAAGACAACGUCGGGGAAGCUGAAGAGAAGUGAGAUAAGGAAGAUGACACUUGAUGGCGAUUGGAAGGAGUCAGCUCUGCUUUUUCAACUCCAGCAAAACGAAAUGUUUUCCCCUCUUGCCAAGAAUGACUGUCCUUCCCAAUUCGCAACAAAAGCUGUUGGUGAGACUCCCGAUGGAACUCAACAUGAAAUGAUGAGGCAUUCAGGUGAAAGUGAAAGCGAAGCUACUCAAAUGAAACCAUCCAUCCCAGCAACUGAAGCCCCCACCCAAAAGUUUGAGAGUAUAUUAUUGACCAUUUUGGCAGCAGCAGCAGUCGACACAUCCAAGACUUGGGCAGAGAAUGGGUUGACAUCGCUCCAGAGUGCUGAGCUCAGGAACAGACUGGAACAAGAGUUGCAUGUGGUUCUUCCAGUAAAUUUUGUGCAGCUCUACCCGUCCCCAAAGGCACUUUCGGCCUUCUUGGCUGCCUCAAGGGGCAUGCCCUUUCACAGAGAGGCAGCUGACAAUCAUCGUGACUUUGUUUGGGAGUCCUCGAGGUCCAAGCUUGGCAAACUACAACUUGGAGUGCUACAAACUGUGGGCUUGAUAGUGAUCCUGUCUUUGGUUUUGAUGUCCAUUAUUCCUUCAUACUUCCUUGUCUCCUGGGUUUUGGAACAGUGUGACCCAACUCAAGUGGGAGAAUGUCAUGGCUCACUUUCUUGGGUCCUUCUGCCCCUAUCAUUCCCUUUGUACCUUCUAUGUUUUUCAGUGGUUGUGGUGAUCUGCAAGUAUGCAGUUAUUGGGACGUAUCUGCAAAGACAGAUUGAGCUCUUGUCGUGGCACUACCUUCACUGGUGGUUUAUGGACAGACUAAUCGAGGUUUGGGAGUUUCUAGUGGGACAGUUUGUAGUAGAAACCAAGUACAUCUGGUUCUUCUACUGGCUACUUGGAGCAGAUGUGGCAUGGUCUGCCAAGCUUGACUCUUACAUCCGUGAAUUUGACCUUGUGAAAGUGGGAAAAAGUACAACUAUUGGACACCCUGUCAGGUGCAGAAAGUUCUCUCAGUCAGCAACACAGAGUCCAAAGGUGACCUUCCGGCCAAUCAGUUUUGGAGAGAACAGCCGUGUAUUUGGCAUGGUUAGCCCAGGGGCCAUCAUUGGAGAUGGAAGCAAAGUGGAGAAACUUUCCUCUGUUGAUGAGGGAGCUGACGUACCAAACGGUGUCAUUGCAAGAGGUAGCCCAGCUUGUCACGGUGGUUCAUUUGAGCCAUCAAAACCAAAGGAUAUGGAGGAUUCCAUGCUGGGCCUCUUGAAGAUUGCGUGGACCAUCUUUGAGGCAUAUCACUUCUUCAGUCUGUCCUACCUGGUGCAUGCCAUACUCAACAAAAUCUUGCCUUCCUGGAGAUAUGCUGGGAUGCUUCACUGGACCUUGCUCUUUCCGUUCACGUCUUUCCUUGCACUUCUCACAAGCAUUGCCCUCAAAUGGAUUCUGAUUGGGAAACCACAUCCAUCAGAUGAAUAUGAGGGAACACUGUGGCGCAGGGUAACCAACUGGGCUUGCGACUUCCACUUCCGCAUUGCACGUUGGUCAUUUUUGCCGUUCUUUGGUGGCACCUCGCGAAUCUGGAAUAUCAUCCUUUACCUUCAUGGUCUUGACGUUGAUUUGAUAUCACAACUCAGUUUUCCAAGUGUCUACUUCCUCCCAUCCAAGGUCGACUUUGCAAAGAUUCGGCAAUCUUUUGUCGGCACCAUCUCUCUUGACUUGAACCAGCAUGCAGAUUCAAAGCUUGAAAUUGUCAACAGCAGUGUUGGUUACAAUGCCAAUCUUCAUUCCGGUGUCAAGAUUGUGAGAUCUACCAUCCCACCUAGGUCUAAUGUGUCUGAGAGCAUAUAUGAUUUGAACCCAGCAAGCCAACAAACCAAGCCGGCCAUACUAACGGCAGAGGUGUUCUAUCAGUUGAUGAAUGUGAUAAUUAUUGCAUCUAUCAUACCAGCCUAUGAGUUGUUAGUUUGGGUUCUUUGCUCCAGGAUGGCUGAAUGGAUUCUCUAUAAACUUCCACAACAAGCCCAAGAAAGCUUCUAUGGAGUCUGUGUUAACUAUGCGUGGCAUUUCCGGGUUGGUAACUUGUUGGAACUGCUCAUUCAUGGUACGCCAAUGUUUAAUAACUAUGCUCGCUUCAUGGGGGCUGAAGUGCACGGGGAGCUUUGGUACUUUGGUAACUCCCUAUAUGACUAUGGCUGCUUGCAUUUCCGGGGAAGUGUCAUUGUGGAUGAUUCUCACCUUACUGGCCAUUACGUGGAUCAUAAUGGGCUUACCCUUGGUGACACAUUUGUCUCUGGAGUUGUGCACCCAGGAUGCUAUGCCCCUGCUGGAUCUGUGGUUUCUGGAGAAGAGUCUGGUCCAUGGAGAGUUUUCUUGGGAAGCGAUUUGGUAAUUGAGGAGUCAAAACAUGUUCCGAAAGAGACACAUCAGGGUAGCUCAGUGGUUGACAGUUGCCAGGAUGACCUCAUGGAUCUGAUUGAGUUUGAAGUGUAG
This is a messenger RNA of Seminavis robusta, 4068 nucleotides long. NCBI's taxonomy places the organism in Eukaryota, Bacillariophyta, Bacillariophyceae, Naviculales, Naviculaceae. The record is from the annotation of a GenBank genome assembly.